Anthonomus grandis grandis is the source of this 908-nucleotide messenger RNA. It is a transcript of the gene His2Av, whose product is annotated as histone H2A.V. Bases 156 to 548 code for a protein of 130 amino acids. Lineage: Eukaryota; Metazoa; Arthropoda; Insecta; Coleoptera; Curculionidae. The transcript has 4 exons. Gene Ontology annotation, cellular component: nucleosome. Gene Ontology annotation, molecular function: structural constituent of chromatin; DNA binding; protein heterodimerization activity. The record is from RefSeq and is a predicted model, not a curated record.
AUCGGUCACGUGAGCGUUGUGCUCAAGCGCACGCCGCCAUUUUCGCGGUUUGGCGGGCUUCCCUUCACAACCGUCAUUCCGUUCGUUCUCGCUCUGUCGAUCAUCGAAUUUGUGGUGGCGUUACUUCGUUUUGGUUCACAAAAUUACUGAAAAAAAUGGCUGGCGGUAAAGCAGGUAAAGACAGUGGCAAAGCUAAAGCCAAAGCGGUUUCUCGUUCGGCCCGCGCUGGAUUGCAGUUCCCAGUUGGAAGAAUCCAUAGACACCUUAAAAAUAGGACUACUAGCCACGGAAGGGUCGGUGCCACCGCAGCCGUUUACUCUGCCGCUAUUUUGGAAUACUUGACUGCUGAAGUCUUGGAACUGGCAGGCAAUGCCAGUAAGGAUUUAAAAGUGAAGAGAAUCACUCCUCGUCACUUACAAUUGGCCAUCAGAGGAGAUGAGGAAUUGGACAGUCUCAUCAAAGCGACCAUUGCUGGAGGUGGUGUGAUUCCGCACAUCCACAAGUCGCUGAUUGGAAAGAAAGGCGCUGGACAUUCACAGCCCGCAUAAGGCUCCCCACAUUAGACUAGCAAUAUAGUUGUAAUGCUUUACGUUAAGGUACAUUAAAAUAUGUAUGAAUGAAUUUUCUUUAAGGUUGUUGCUCACUCGACUUGAAGUGACUUGUAUUAAAAAUAAAAUGUUUACUAAACAGAUUCUAUUUUUUUCUCAGAUUAAAUAAUAUUUUAAGGUUUUUAAUUAGUGUGGUACAUGUUGGACUGGUUUGUAAAUGAUAUCUCUAAUUGUGCCUUGUACAAUUUGGGAACUGGUAUUUUUUUCAACAAAUUAGAUUUAGUGUUUCUUUUAUGAUUGUAAAAAAUCUGUGUUCAUUAUUCUUAAAAUUAAUGAAAAUAAAGCCAUUUUUUAAAAAUG